AUGCAAUGCAGGUAUUGGCGGCGGAGUGACCUCCCCUCAAAACCUCAAUUUUGCGGCCGGCUCCACCCCUUACUCUGCUCUCCAGGCCUGGAAAUCCGCAAUCUCCGCUGGCCCUUCCGGCGUCCUCACCACCUAGGUCGGCCAGAAUGUAUUAGACCUCAGCAACAACUGAUUCUCCAACGAGUUCUCUCCUUCGUUCUCUACAUCCCCAAUCUUGUCUACCUCGACCUCCGAUUAAACUCCUUCUUGGGUCCAAUCCCCGAUGCCCUCUUUGACAAACGCCUCGACGCCAUCUUCCUCAACAACAACCAAUUAGACAGUGAAAUCCUGGACAAUUUCAGCAAGCCCCUGGCCUCCGUCAAUAAUUUGGGAUACAACAAGUUCACUGGAUAA
This is a messenger RNA of Linum tenue, 393 nucleotides long. NCBI's taxonomy places the organism in Eukaryota, Viridiplantae, Streptophyta, Magnoliopsida, Malpighiales, Linaceae. The record is from the annotation of a GenBank genome assembly.